Aspergillus uvarum CBS 121591 is the source of this 447-nucleotide messenger RNA. RefSeq lists its product as uncharacterized. Bases 145 to 384 code for a protein of 79 amino acids. The transcript has a single exon. The record is from RefSeq and is a predicted model, not a curated record. Lineage: Eukaryota; Fungi; Ascomycota; Eurotiomycetes; Eurotiales; Aspergillaceae.
CAUCCAUAAUUCAUGACGUGGCCAAACGAUGGGAGUGACCAAUCUGUCGCGCUGCCAAACCUGCCUUGAUCAUGCAACAACAGCAGGGAGCCAUCCCAACUCCAACUCCUCAAGGGAGGUUUCCUUGGGAGUGGAAAAGGGUUCAUGGCGUCGCGAACCGUUCUGAAUCACUGUUUCGCCCAUUUUCACUUUCUCGGGUGUCGUUCUUCGGGUGUGCUUCGAAGGGGAAGGGGGUGCUUUGACUACCCCGAACCCACGCACCUGAUCCGGUGCAUAGGAAGCGCCGUCCUAUUUACCCUAUCCGGCACUGGAAGUGUGACACACUUGUACGAGGAGUUGUCGUUGUACAUCGAAUCGUUCCCCAGCGUAGCGUUCGUCGCGUGACGGUGUAACGGGCUAUACUUUGGAGCCCGGCAGGGAUGGUUGAAGGUUUGUCAUAAGGGGAUG